AUGUUAACAAAUACUGACUCACUGGUAUCUCGUGUUUAUCGGGCUAGAUAUUACCCCAGGCAUACCUUUUAUGAAGCAGAGUUGGGGAACAAUCCCAGUUUCUAUUGGCGUAGUAUUAUGGCAGCAAAGGAACUGGUCUGUGGGGGAGUAAGGCGGUGUUUUGGGACUAGAAAUUCAACGCUAAUUUGGGAACACCCAUUGCUACAGGAUGAUUUAGAUCCUAUGAUCCACACUAAAAUGCCACCCCAAUUAGCAGGAGCCAAAGUGAGUGGAUUAAUUGAUCCAGGGACUGGAAAUUGGGAUCACCACAUCCUCUCAGAUAUUUUCCAACCAAGUGAUAUACCCCGAAUUUUAAAAAUACCAGUAUUCCCGGAAUAUGAUGAUAGUUGGUACUGGCAUGGGGAUCUUAAGGGCACCUACUCAGUUAAGGAUGGCUACAAGCAUGUUGUAAGAAAUUAUACGAGUAGUAAUGAUGGAGGGUUUGAUAAAUGGCUUACUUUAUGGAGAUUAAAAAUCCCCCCAAAAUGGAAGACAUUUCUAUGGAGAGCCCUAAGUGAUAUCCUCCCAACCAUGAAUAAUUUGCUUAUAAAGAGGGUGGAUGUGGAUCCUAUUUGUGCCAUGUGUGGAAUUGUACAAGAGGACACAUUGCAUGCCUUAGUAUCGUGUGGUUAUGCUAGCACCAUAUGGACACUAUCUGACCUUCCACUCCCUAAUAUUGUGAAAAAUAUUUUUCAUGAGUGGUUUAGUGCAAUCUUGAAUGUUCUAGACACUAAUGGGAUUAUAUAUGCAGCUGCAAUACUUUAUCAUAUAUGGAGAGCACGGAAUGCAGCGAUUUGGGAUGUCUGCCUACCCUUACCCAGGAAAAUAGUUGCCAGUGCGAAAGAUACCAUGCACGCAUGGAAUGUUGUACAUCACGUCAUGGCUACCGAUGGUAGAGCUGCUGCCGCCCCCACGCCCGGACUGCCGUCCACGCCACUGCCACCCGGAGAAUUUUCCGUGCCAGAGGCUGCCUACGUCGUAGCCUCACGGAGAUGCUAUAUGGAUGCCGCCUACCAACAUGCUACGAACGCGGCCUCGGUAGGAGCGGUUCUGCUAGAACCCGAUGGAAGGUUCGUUGUGGCAUACAAUGCCCCCUUGCCGGAUUAUUUUUCCCCACUUAUGACUGAGGCCUUUGCGUGCAAGGAAGCCCUAUCUUGGUUACGCGCCCGGGGCGAGCACACCGUCCAGAUCUACAUGGAUUGUCAGGUGCUACACUGUUAUCUGUCCUCAAGAGGACCCCCACUCAGAUCAUACAUCGGCUAUGCUAUUGAUGCUUGCAAAAUUUGCAUAUCUACUUUUGAUUUCUGUUCAGUUAAUUUUAUUCCUAGAUCUUAG
This is a messenger RNA of Ipomoea nil (Japanese morning glory), 1374 nucleotides long. RefSeq lists its product as uncharacterized. The record is from RefSeq and is a predicted model, not a curated record. The transcript has a single exon. Gene Ontology annotation, molecular function: nucleic acid binding; RNA-DNA hybrid ribonuclease activity. Lineage: Eukaryota; Viridiplantae; Streptophyta; Magnoliopsida; Solanales; Convolvulaceae. The coding region runs from base 1 to 1374 and encodes 457 amino acids.